Paramecium tetraurelia is the source of this 552-nucleotide messenger RNA. RefSeq lists its product as uncharacterized. The record is from RefSeq and is a predicted model, not a curated record. The transcript is spliced from 3 exons. NCBI's taxonomy places the organism in Eukaryota, Ciliophora, Oligohymenophorea, Peniculida, Parameciidae.
AUGUAGAAUAUUAUAAGUGAUUAAUUUUUAAGUGGUGGUGGAACAUACGAUGAAUAAAGCGACUUUAUGAAGGUUGGGGAGUGGAUUCAGUUGAGUGAUGAAUUUUAGAAUUCCUUACAAGUUUUAUAUAACGGUUAAUAUAAAAAUGGUAACAAGAUAGGUAAAUGGGAUAUAUCUGUUAGCGGAAAAUAAAUCGGGGGAGGAAUUUAUGAAGAAAAAGGUGAUGGUAUGAAAAUUGGAGAGUGGGUUGAACUGAGUGAAGGAUUUUCAUCAUUAUCAUAAGUUGUUUAUUAGGGAGAAUAUAAGAAUAGUAAAAAAAUUGGUAGAUGGAAAAUUUUGUAUUCCAAAAUGUUCGACAAUUAAUUUAAAGAAAUUGGUGGUGGGUCAUUUGAUGAUGACAUUAAGAUAGGUAAUUGGAUUGAGUUGAUAGACGGUUUUGGUUUAAAUGGGUUUGUUACUUGUAAAGGUGAUUAUAAAAAAGGCAAAAAAGUUGGAAAUUGGAUGGCAUUAGACUAUUUCAAAAAUGAAAAUCUGGGUGAUAAACUAUAUUGA